CGUAAAAGGAAAAAUUUCCAAUCGGAGCCGACGCCGUCGUACGAAUGAGCUGAUUGCCAACGAUGCGCGACGCCGUAGCCGUACACCGUGCCGACGUCCCCUAGGACACCCUAGGAAUCGACGUAACGUUUCGCGCGAGUGCGAAAAUGUAAUCGCCCCCGUCGUGUCGUGUUGUGCCUUCCCCAAUUCAGGAGAAGCGUCAUUCACGAGAUUGUCUGCGAGUAGAUCUAGAUACCGUCGUUCACGACGCCAAUCUCAAACUUUUAUUCGCUCCGUUCCCAGGCAUGAACGGACAAGUGCAGUCAUCGCGGGAGAGGUUAGGUGGUUUUGGUCCUGUGAAUCUUGGAUUAUUUUCCGGGAUGAUUGCCGCAGAUCGUGUUCCUACCAUUCAACUCUCGGACGCCGAGCUAGACACCAUGGCCGCGACGGAGGUCGACAGCAAAGUCAAGACGAAAUUGCUCUCUAUGUGGAACAAUGUUAAAUAUGGAUGGACUGUAAAGAUGAAGACGAACUUCUCCAAGGAAUCUCCCGUGUGGUUGUUGGGUCAAUGUUAUUUGAAGAAAUCAGAAUAUCCCUUGGAGAGAGCAUCGGAGGCGUUGGAACCAGUUGGAACAGGCAGUCAGGUCUCCUUGGCGAUGGAUGCCACCAAUUUUGAGAACACCAUCGAGGAGUUCAAGAGAGAUUUCACAUCCCGUCUCUGGUUAACGUACAGACGAGAAUUCCCGAUUCUAAACGGCUCCACUUUCACCACAGACUGCGGCUGGGGCUGCAUGCUGCGUAGCGGGCAAAUGAUGCUGGCGCAAGCGUUAGUCUGCCAUUUUCUCGGACGAGAGUGGAGAUGGCGACCAGAACAAUCGACUGAUGAGAACAGUCAUCGGAUGAUAAUCAAAUGGUUUGGUGAUCAGCCAACACCGGAAUCCCCAUUUUCUAUACACAAGUUGGUAUCGCUUGGCGCUUCGACAGGGAAACGCGCGGGCGACUGGUAUGGUCCCUCUUCGGUUGCACAUCUUUUGUGUCAGGCUAUGGAACGCGCCAGCGAGGAUCCCAACAGUAAGCUCAAUCAAUUGGCGGUGUAUGUUGCCCAAGAUUGUGCAGUAUAUCUGCAAGACGUCGAGAAUGUCUGUUGCACUCCUGAUGGUAGACGAAAGGCGCUGAUAUUAUUGGUGCCCUUGAGGCUCGGUGCAGACAAAUUGAACCCUGUCUAUGCGCCCUGUUUGACAUCGUUAUUAACAUUGGACACGUGCAUUGGCGUAAUUGGCGGCCGACCACGACAUUCGCUUUACUUCAUCGGCUAUCAGGACGACAAACUGAUCCAUUUGGAUCCGCAUUACUGUCAGGAAACCGUUGACGUCGAAGGAAAUGAGAAAUUUCCAUUAACAAGUUUUCACUGCACGUCACCGAGAAAAAUGCUGCUCUCAAAGAUGGAUCCCAGUUGUUGCGUAGGCUUCUAUUUUCCUGACAAAGAGUCACUCACUGACUUUAUGGAAACAAUUCGGCGGUUUGUGAUACCGAAUCAGAAGAUGGAUUAUCCGAUGUUCCUAUUCUGCGAAGGAAGCGGUAAGGAUCUGCAGCAAGGAAUCGAGGUUGUUGAGGGUUCUCUCUCAUCGACAGGUCAGUUCAUCGGUCACGAGAACGUGGACGAUCUGUACGAGUGCGAGGAAUUCGAGUUGCUGCAUUAAAAUAAUAAAAGGAAAAAAGAAGAGGACAAAUUCGGAGAUGUGACACGUGUGAUCGCGUGUUUACCUGAGUUAUUCUUGUGAGAAUGUCUCUUGUUCGUCCAAUACCUCGUGGCAAUACUUCCUUUCAUAUAGCCGCUUUUUCAGAGCGCAUGUAGGAAAACGUUAUAGCAACCGCGAGCUUUGAGAUGUAUCAUCUUAAAAAAGGUGGAGGCGCUCAAGAGGUGGAGUGCAGCGCAUUCCCAUCGAUCUCAAUGCGUAUAUGAAGAUAGGAUUCGAGUUAAUUCAAUGACCAGUUACUGUUACUUGAGAUAAGAAAUAAGAAAGCCAGAUUAUUCUGAAUGACGUUAGUACAACUUAUUCGAUUAAACUGAUUCAUUCGUCUUUUCGAUUAUUUAAUGUGUACAUAAGAUGUAUGUAAUUAUUAUGACGAUGUACAAUUUUUCAUAUUUCUAAUUAUUAUCUUGAAAUUCGUUGAUGGCUUCAUAUAUUGAUCAUUAGUAAUAACUUGAUAAUAAUUUAAUAUGACUUAAUAUUAUAAUAGUCUAUUUAUAAGCGAAUAUUUAUUUCGCGUAUUACAACGAGGCAGUUUUCGGCAGUUUUGAAAUAAUGUUACGACGCGCGUUAAAAAAUCCCAUUAAAUUGUCGAUUUGAAAACUGAAAAUUGCAAUGCAUAUUUUGUGUAAUUCUCUUGAAAUGUACGCAACAAAAAUCCGGGCGAAUCUCGCGCGACGAUUCUCAAGUCUGAUUUAUUUAAAACUAAAAUAGUAAAGUAAUAAGAUGUUAAUUUAUUUAUUUAUUUAUUUAUAAUUGAGUUAUUGUUAAGUAACUCUUCUGCCUUGAAAAGGGAAUAAAGAUGGAUAUGAGGGACGUAAACAUGAUAUACAGGGUGAAGCAUUUAAUAGUGUAUGCCUAAAUGUAUAAAAAAAUUUGAUAUCUCUAUUUAUAUAUAAAUAUAUAAAUAAAAAAAAGAUCUGAAAAGGUAUUGAGAUCGUAUUAUAAACCGAAAAGUAUUGCGAUAACGUUUUUGAAAUUUCGAAAGCUAUGACAUUAAAUGAGUUUUUUCUCUAUUAUAGUUUUAUAAGAUAUAUUACUUCGUCUUCAACAAUAUUUCCAAGAGCAGGAAAUAUUUGCAAUAAAAUAAAGUAGAAUAGAGAAUAGAAUAGAAAGAAAAAAACAUUCAUUUUGCGUCUUAAAAUUAUUCGAGCGCUCUAAAAGCACUAUAUGUGCAAAUUGCUUGAUUGAUGACAAAUAAACCUAGAGUAAUAAACCUUCUAAAUAUAACAAAAUAGAUUUAAAAAUAGAAAAAAAGAAUGAGAGGAAGUUAUUGGAAAGAAUUAUUAUAAAAAUUAGAGUAUUAAAAAGAAUUUAUUAAAUAGAAGAUUGCUAAAGAAUCGUUUAGAUAUACACUUUUUUUAGAUGCCUCGGACUGUAUAUGUAUGUAUACGUGUAUGCGUAUGUAUAUUGUACUUAUACUGUUGAAUAUGUACACAAUAUUAAAUAUUGUUAUAUAUCUCUUACAAUGAUAAUGCUAUAUGCUCGAAAUAAAAUGAAAAAUAUAUGGCAAU
Molecule: messenger RNA, 3244 nt
Organism: Pogonomyrmex barbatus (red harvester ant)
Lineage: Eukaryota; Metazoa; Arthropoda; Insecta; Hymenoptera; Formicidae
Gene: Atg4b
Product: Autophagy-related 4b
Biological process (GO): mitophagy; protein processing; protein delipidation
Cellular component (GO): cytoplasm
Molecular function (GO): cysteine-type endopeptidase activity; protein-phosphatidylethanolamide deconjugating activity
Source: RefSeq, a predicted model, not a curated record